ACAUCCAAGUAAAACACAAGCCCAAAUAUAUUAUACAUAUAAAUCCCCUUAAACCCUAAACCCUAAUCAAGACUGAAAUGAGUUUAACCAUUUUACCUGUAUUUCGAGCACAAGAUUGGGGCCUCUAAAAGCAAAAACAGUUAUCCCAAUAGCAUUAAGAACACUAAAAACCGAAGCAAUCUUCUCAAAAACCCUAGAUCCAUCGAGAUUAAUUGCGGCUAUCGGAGUUGAUAUGGCUGGGGGUGCUCGUUGCCGUGUCCGUUCAGGCGGAGGGUUGAGAUCGUCCGGAAGAAAAUCCACCGGAUCAGUAAGUAUCAGUGAACAUCAAGAGAGCCUUGUGAGGAGAUAUCCUGGUGCAACUUAUAUUGUUCUUCGUCCAAGAUCAGGAUCUGCCGUCAGCGCUUCGCUUCCUGACGAUUAUCAGUUUGAUAUGUGCCAGAAUAUUCUGGAUCAGUACUAUGAUAUGAGCCGCUUGUGUGGGAGCGACUUCCCUAUGUGUGUAACACGUCGCAGCACUAUACUCAAACUUUGUGGUAUCGAGGUGCCUGCUGAUGAUUUAGACAAGAAGGCCUCUACUUCCACCAAUGCAGCAGCUCAACUUUGAAUCGAAGAAUGUCUUUCCCCUCAAUGCUUCUCCAGUACGUAUAGACGGUUCAGUUAAGAAACAUGUGGAUGUUGUAUUGCUUUUUAUCUGAUCUUAAUUGUUACAGUAAAGUAAUGGAUAUGACAGCACUAGUGGAUAAGUGUUUUGAGCUUGUCCAGAGUUCGAUCCAUUGGUGUUGUACUGAACAACGAAAAGGUAUUGUAUAUGAAAACUAGUGCAUGCGAAAUUGCAAAUAAAAUAGAGUGU
Fragaria vesca subsp. vesca is the source of this 850-nucleotide messenger RNA. RefSeq lists its product as uncharacterized. The transcript has 3 exons. Bases 233 to 604 code for a protein of 123 amino acids. Lineage: Eukaryota; Viridiplantae; Streptophyta; Magnoliopsida; Rosales; Rosaceae. The record is from RefSeq and is a predicted model, not a curated record.